UCUACAUGGUUAAAAAUAACAUAGACUUAAAAUGGUUGCUUUAAAAAUUAACUACUCAAGGGCCGAGGCUGAACAUAUUUCAGAGAGGGGACCAGGGACAAAAGGAUGCAUUUUAAAAACAAAUUUUUUAGGAGGGGACAAGCCCCUCCCCUCCCCCGGUUCCCUCCCAUGGAUCCGCCCUUGCUGUUUCAUGUUGUUGAUCACUAUAUGAAUUUCCAUUAUUUUACAGGUUAUUCCGAAUUACAACAAGAGUUAUUUUACCCAGGCUCGGACCAGGUCCCCAGUCUACUGCUAACAGAUAUGACGUCAUCCACGACUCUACACCCUCAGCCGAUCUACAGCGACCCGUUCCACCCACUGCGCACUCCGACGUCACCCCUGGGGCUGUAUUCCGCCUUCCACCCGUCGUUCGCUUCCGACGCCGCACGAAUGGCUUUCUACCCGAUUCCAAGUUACGUGGCCUUCAACUCGUUCCAGAUGAACACCCUCGCCUGUGGCACCUACCAGGACUGCCACUGUGCCGGGGACGGCCUGCCACCCAGCCCCUUGCUGUCGAUGCCGCUGCCCCACUAUCCCAAGGCUACAAGUUUCUCUCCGACUAAAACGACCAGUCCAGGUUUUCUGAAUUCACGGGAUCGAGUGGAAAGUGAUGCCGAUUCCCCGCCGGAGAAGCCCAAACACAAAGUUCGAUUUGACUUCUCGAGACUAGCCGAGUCAGCCACACGUGACCUGCAAGAUCACGUGACUGACUGCACCGACCCAGACGAGGAAGGAAGUCGUGACGCUCGAGUUUUCAGUCACGCUCUGGCGGUUUUACAAGAUAGCAUCAGGUAUAACCAGCUGUGGAGUGGUGUACAUUUCACGACAGGUCACAGGUCGGUGUGUGACGGAGAUAAACUGAAGGUCAAGCGGUCUCGCAGGGUAAAGAAGGAGUUCAUAUGCAAGUACUGCCGACGUCACUUCUCCAAGUCGUACAAUCUGCUUAUCCACGAGCGCACACACACGGAUGAACGGCCCUUCCCCUGUGAAAUCUGCGGCAAGGCGUUCCGCCGACAGGACCACCUUCGAGACCACAGGUACAUUCACUCCAAGGAGAAACCCUUUAAGUGUAACACGUGUGGCAAGGGAUUCUGUCAAUCAAGAACGCUAGCAGUACACAAAGCCACGCAUGCACAGACACUCGACCACAAGCCUGCUAACCACUGUACCCAGUCUGCCUCUAGGAAUUCGAAGUGUCCACGCACCGCUGAUCCACUGGUGAGAAUAAAGUCUGAGACGCUGAUGACCUCUUCCAAAUAUCAACCGGAGUCGCACGAUGAACACCGAUAUUCUACGAAAAUCACCGAAGCCAAAACCUACGGAAAUCUGAACUAAAGAUACUGUGUGGACACGUGUCCAGAUUUAUAAACAAAAACAACGCACGAGGUUCAUUUUUUAUGGAGAUGACGUCACUAAUUGUACAAACUAAUUUGUACGAGGAACCUGCAUGAUGAAAUGUUGCAGACUUUCGUUUUCAAAAAACAAAAAACGCCCCCAAAACAGGAGGUGAAAAUGGCACUACACGAAAUAAACUGAAUGGCAUCACAAAGAUCAACCCGUGGCGUGUUUAGGAGGGCGAGCGCUCGCGAACAAUUUGACUGGUACUAUCUCAUUCUAUCAUACUACAUGCAGUUAACAUUAGGCGCAAAAAACCAGUUUAGCGAGAGACCACGAUUGCUUGUCUUCCUGAACAUGCUUCUAGUCAAGGUUAUUUGAACCUCGAACACAGUCAACACGUGAUCGGGACAUCACGUGACCAGUACCAUGUGACACAGGCACUCACUUGAGUGCCUACGUAUACGAGACCUAACUAUAGCUAAGUCGUGUUAACUGGAAUAGACCCCAUUAAUUUUUGUUAUGGUUUUACCUUCAACACCUACCAAUUAAAUAUAUUUUCUUGACAUUAUUAUGCAUCAAAACAAAAGCUAAAGGUAUAUAAAAGUUUGUUUUUUUCGGAAGUUUUCAAACUGUAAAAUGCUUAUGUGAAGAAAACCAGGCCUGU
Messenger RNA from Gigantopelta aegis, 2041 nucleotides. RefSeq names its product zinc finger protein Gfi-1b-like. Gene Ontology annotation, biological process: regulation of transcription by RNA polymerase II; embryo development. Bases 106 to 1374 code for a protein of 422 amino acids. Gene Ontology annotation, cellular component: nucleus. Gene Ontology annotation, molecular function: RNA polymerase II transcription regulatory region sequence-specific DNA binding; DNA-binding transcription factor activity, RNA polymerase II-specific. NCBI's taxonomy places the organism in Eukaryota, Metazoa, Mollusca, Gastropoda, Neomphalida, Peltospiridae. The transcript has 6 exons. The record is from RefSeq and is a predicted model, not a curated record.